This is a messenger RNA of Phaeoacremonium minimum UCRPA7, 1281 nucleotides long. Its product is annotated as putative mfs monocarboxylate transporter protein. Gene Ontology annotation, cellular component: fungal-type vacuole membrane. Lineage: Eukaryota; Fungi; Ascomycota; Sordariomycetes; Togniniales; Togniniaceae. Gene Ontology annotation, biological process: transmembrane transport. Bases 1 to 1281 code for a protein of 426 amino acids. The record is from RefSeq and is a predicted model, not a curated record. Gene Ontology annotation, molecular function: transmembrane transporter activity. The transcript has a single exon.
AUGUCCUGGGGUGUCUUCCAGGAAUACUUCGGCAGCAACUGGACGCUGCAAGGCAGCCGCUCGGCCACCGGUGUCAUCGGCACGACGUCUAACGGUGUCAUGUACCUGUCCAUGCCGUUUCUGUUCGCACUUUUCACUAAGAGAUGGGCUCGCUGGCGCCAGAUUGCCGCCCUCUGCGGCGUGGCGCUGACGUGCGUGAGCUUCAUCCUGUCGUCGUUCAGCACGCAGGUCUGGCACCUCGUUGCGACGCAGGGCGUCCUGGCCGCACUGGGCGCUGCGCUUAUCUACAGUCCAACAACUCUGUCUCUCGGGGAGUGGUUUAACACCAGUAACCGGGCCGUGGCAUACGGCAUUGUCUUCUCGUGCAAGAACAUCGUCGGCUCCGUCUGUCCGUUUCUAUUCCGAGCUCUGCUCGACCGAUACGGGUUCAGGUUGACCUUGAAGAUUUGGGCUGCUAUGGUCGCGGGAAGCAGCAUUCUCGCCAUCGUCUUGAUCCCAACGCACCCCUCCAGCCUGAGGGCGAGCGAGCACCGCGCGAGAGGAAUGCCAUGGCACUUCCUCAAACACCGUACCUUCUACAUCUACAGCAUUGCCACCCUGUGCCAAAGCGCAGGCUAUGGCAUCCCGCAGACGUACCUCAACACGUAUGCCCACGAUGUCAGCGGGCUAUCGCAGAACUCGGCCACGCUCCUGCUCACUCUCUUCAACGUUCCCGGCAUAGCCUCGUCGUCCUUCUUCGGCUACCUCAGCGACAACAAGCGCUUCCCAUUGUCCACCGGAACCGUCACGGCCAUAUCCGCCAUCAGCUCUGCGCUGGCCUCCUUUCUGCUCUGGGGCCUGACAUCGAAGGGUAGCAUGGCGCUGCUCGUGCUAUUCUCCAUCAGCUUCGGCUUCUUCGCCGGCGGGUACAGCGCGACCUGGGGCGGCGUGAUCAACGAGCUCGAGCGCGAAGCCGCGCAGCGGAACGAGGCCAUCGACACGGGUAUGAUCUACGGGCUGCUCAACGGCGCCAGGGGAAUUGGCUAUGUAAGCGGUGGUCUGGCCGGUGUGCCAUUGCUCAAAGUCGGCAGCGGCGUCUCGAUUGGCAACUUUGGGUACGGCACCAUGUACGGGCCGCUCAUCAUUUUCACCGGACUGUCGACUGUGUUUGGCGGCUGGGGCUUACUGUGGAAGUGGGAGAAGUUGCUGCAGUUUGUCCGCAAGCAUCGCCAUACUCCUGGCGUAGCACAACUUCACGCUUUAUCCCAGAGACUUCGUGGGACGCCGAUGGCCGCGUCUUGA